This is a messenger RNA of Lingula anatina, 746 nucleotides long. RefSeq names its product MAM and LDL-receptor class A domain-containing protein 1. Gene Ontology annotation, cellular component: membrane. NCBI's taxonomy places the organism in Eukaryota, Metazoa, Brachiopoda, Lingulata, Lingulida, Lingulidae. The record is from RefSeq and is a predicted model, not a curated record.
ACGUGACCCCAACAGUGCUGACGUCUACCGAAUCGAUUACAACAGCGACAUUAGCGCCACAGACGGAGGUGUUUUCUUGCAACUUUGAUGACCCAACAUUUUGUGGGAUAGUUCAAGAUCAGACAGACGAGUUCGACUGGAUAAGGGAAGAGGGUCCAGCAGACUUUCAAUACAUGCAUUUGACAGGCCCAAUGUAUGACCAUACCAGCGGUUCUGGUAGUUACGUCUUUGUACAGCCUGACGGCCAUUCAGAAGGUGACCAAUCACGCCUGGUGUUACAUAAUGUGCCAGGCUACGGCUCCAGGUGUCUGUCCUUCUACUACCACGCUUUUGGCAUUACCAUGGGGAACCUGUCCAUUUACUAUCAGCUAAAGGGUCAAUCACGUGUUCUUUUAUGGCAAAAAAUCGGAGAAGUGGCCAACAAGACGUAUGACGAUGCUGGCAAUAUGAACGGUCCUCCGUGUAUCUUUCCAUUCACAUAUAAGAAUAAAAUAUACCACAGUUGUACAUUGGAAGAUUCGCUCAAUGAUAAACCUUGGUGUAUUACCCGCUUUGACCCACAGCUUGAAAGUGGACGAUGCUUUACUAGUGGCAGUAGAGCCUGGUUACAAGGCAGUGUUGAGCUCCCACCCGGUGCUGGCGAUCUUGUUAUAGAGGCCACGCUGUCGGACAGUCGCUUUGGAGACCUGGCUGUGGACGACAUUGUUAUCACUGAGGGAAAGUGUCCACGUAAUUAUGAUUUAUAA